AUGUCGACAGCGACGAGACCUCUCCGACAGGCCCCACAGCAACCAUCACAACCGCCACCCUACUCCCCGGUGACGCCUGCAUUACCACCAGCAGCGAUGCCAUCGGCAUCACCGGAAGAAUACAGCCCGGUGCCGAUGAGCGAGUCGCCAGCGUCGCCGGUGGAGUAUUCGCCAAAGUCACCGUUCCCGAAGUCACCUCCUAGCCCGACGCAGAGUCCAUCGCUGUUGGUCUCGGACACGCUUCCACCAUCACCACCACCAUCAUCGCCAAGACCAACAGCCCCUGCAAGACCCCCACCACCGACCAUCCGGUCGGCAGGGAGGACUCCGCCACCGAGGCCAGCUCACGCACCUGUGGCAAGCCAUCCCCCCAGGAACCACCCAAUGACUGUCCCUGGCUGGGCAGUUAGGGCGGUUCAUAUCUGGUUUAAGUGCCCUGUCUGCUGGCAAGACAGGGUACACUCCGGAAUCAUGUGCGGGUGUGUGUGUGUUGGCAGUGCCCAGCUUGCUGCAUGUGUGUGGAGAGGAUAG
Molecule: messenger RNA, 531 nt
Organism: Ostrea edulis (European flat oyster)
Lineage: Eukaryota; Metazoa; Mollusca; Bivalvia; Ostreida; Ostreidae
Exons: 1
Coding region: 1-531 (176 amino acids)
Source: RefSeq, a predicted model, not a curated record